AAGAAAUAGGGAACCUUCUGUCCUGGAUGACCCCCUCCCCCACGCACGCACUCCCCCCCCCCCCAGCCCCAGCUGAGCACGUGGCGAGGUUCUCCCAGGCUCAGGGGCCUCUUGGUUCUGCCAGGGUGACAUAGAGCAUCUCGACCAUGGGGUGGGGGGGUUGUGGUGGGGCCUUGAUUUUGGUCUUUUUCCUCACAACACCAGAAGUGGUCAAAGUGGGUCCCGAGAGCUGGCAAGUACCUGCCCCCCCAGUCCAGCUGUGAGGAAAGAAGUGGCCCGGCUUGGGCUUAGCCCAGCUUGGGGAGGGGGGGGCAACCCAUUCCUGGCACCCCCAGGUCCAGAGCAGCAGGAAGAAGCUGGGCGGGCGGUCUCUGCUGGGCCAGGCGAGGGUCCUCAGACCAAGCCCAGAGGGAGCCAGGCGGAGGUGGCAGGUGAGACCCACGUAGGGCUCUGGCACACGUGUGCCCAGCUAUGUGCCAGGACAAAGGGUCUUGUGGUGGAGAGCCAGCCUUUGGAUGGGCUGGCUGCCCCAGGGAGUCGUCCUAAAAAAUGGAUGCCUUAAUCUCCCCCAAUUAGCUGAGGCAAUGGAGGCAGGCAGAGGAAUGGGGGAAGCGACUGGGUGGUGCCCUCCCCAUCCCUUGAGCUGGAGGGACCCCGAAGCUGAGCACCCUCAAAUCCCAGGACACCAGGAAGCCCACUGCGGAAGCUCCAGGGCAGGUGCCAGGUGGGGCCCCGCGGUCAGAAAGUGGGCUGGCCUGGCAGCUGGGGGGGACUGGAUGGCCUCCAGGGACCCUUCCCACUUGAUGAUGCUGUAACACAAGAGAGGGCAGGUGAAGGCCUGGAAUCCUAUGUGGGAACGGAGUUGGGCGUGGGGAGCAGCACCAGAAAGAAGAGGGGCAGCUCACAGGGGGCUAAUGGGCAGAGAAAGAUGCUCAGAGGGGACGCCCCCCCCCCCAAGUGUUUAGGCUGUAAAAGGGAUUUGUACUUUUAGAUAUGCACAAUUCUGCUAAUGCCUUUCAAUAAAGUGGAAUUGGCUCAUCUGGCUGAGUUUGCCGUCUGUCUGCCUGGAAAGCUCUUCGCUUGUGGGGGGCCCUGGAGACCCCAGAGCAGCCCGCCUGGACUGGCCAGCAGCGAGCACAGGGCCCUGUCUGAGAGGCCUCUGCCAGGGAGGGGCAGGAGGGGGAGGGGAGGCGGCAGGCGGGUUCCGGAACCUCUGAGCUGGCAGCGCAACCCGGGAAACCCCUGGCUAUUUACCUUUGAAGAGGUGGCCGUACUCGCUUCAGGUAGAUGGCAGGCAGGCUGGGCCAGGAGGGUGGGGGGGCGGCCUGCCCCCAAGGCCGGGGCAGAAGUGGGGGGAACCGUCCUGGACCUCUCGGGGGGAAUGGGCCAAAGCUAGGUCCCGCACCCGGUGGCCGUCAAGGACCCCCACAACUCUCACCCUGGGGCGCUCAGGGAAAGCGCUGCCCCAGACCCAGCCCUGGCUGAUCUGGGCCCCUCUGCCCCCCUCUCCCCCGGGCAGUUUUGGGGCCCUGCAGGGGGGGCAGAGGGGGGCCUCCGCUUUGCCACUCACGGGGCGGCCUCCCUCUGCAGACAUGGAGUUUGUGACCGGCUACCGGGCCGAGAUCCUGGACUUUGCCGAGCUGCUCUUUGGCUGGUACCAGCGCUUCCUGCUGGACACGGCCUGCCGCCGGGGCAGCGAGCGGCGCAAGAGGCAGGAGAGCGCCAUCCGCCGCCUGCCGCCCGACCCGGCCCUGUGGAUCCUGCACCUGCUGCCCAACCGCCACCUGGCCUUCGCGGUGGCCGACCCCGGGCAGCAGCUGGGCGGCCGCUUCUACAGCGAGGAGGCGCUGGCCCUGCCGGACCUGGAGCGCUUCAUCACCUUCAUGGGGGCAGGGGGGGAGGAAGAGGAGGAAGAGGAGGAGGAGGAAGAGGCCACCGCCACGGAGCCAGGGCAGCCCCUGUGGCGCGUUGAGCACCUCCUACUGAUGACCGACGAAUAUGGCACCAUUCUGGGCUUUGACUUCCUGCUGGGGGCCUCCCUGGGGGCAUCUGGGCAGGAGCCCCUGGAGCCCCGGGCCCUCGCCUUGCUCUGCUACAGCAUGUUCUGCCCCCUGGGCGCUGGGGAGCCCCGCCGGCCGAAGCUGCUGACUGUGGGAGACCCCGCUUUGCACAAGUCCCUGGAGCCCCUGCUUGCUCGCCUGGGCAUCAAAAUGAGCAAAGGGCCGAUGCGGGGCUGGGGCCCCAAGCCCACCUUCUCCUUCCCCACCACACGGGUGCGGGCCUGCCACGUGUGCAAGCGACACAGUUUUGAGGGCCAAAUCUCAGCCUGCCAGCACUGCCGCGCCGUCUUCUAUUGCUCGGAGAAGUGCCGGAAGCUGGACUGGAGCCGCAGCCCCGAGGACAUUGGGCACCAGUUUUGGUGCCAACGCAUGGCUGGCUACAUGAGCCAUGCCAGAGAGCUCGCCAACCUCCCCUUCACCUUUACUGCCGAGGUGACCAGCGACACCUUCAACAAGGAGGGCUUCCUGCUGGCGCGAGGGCUGACCCGGGGAUACUGGGUUGCGGAGAGCAUGCUGGUGAGGGCCCCCGACUACGGCCUGGGGCUGCAGAAGGGCUCCGCCAAGACCCCUGUGCCCUUCCUCCAGAGUGGAAACCCCUUUGAGGCACUCAGGCCAGAAGGAGGGACGGCACUCCCUCCAGCCCCCCCAGAGCCCUCAACGCCCCGGACAUUCUUUGCAUCCUGGAAAGAGUACUACCAGUGGCGGGGGCUGCCUCUUGGGGCCCCCCUGGCCGUGCUGCUGACCUACCCCCUCACUGCCUACUACAUCAUCACCCAGCUGGCCCCCCAGCACUUUCCAGAGCUAAACAUUUUGAACAAACAGUCCCUCAAGAUCCACGUGGUGGAGGCCGGCAAGGAGUUUGGUGUGCUGAUGGUGUUCUGGGAGCUGUCAGUGUUGCUCCCUCACGUUUCCCUGGAGCUGCUCUUUGUGGGGGACACGUUGCCCCCCGAGUUGGACGGCCAGCAGUUCCUUUUGCAGAGAGAUGAAGAGCAGGGGGUUUCCGUCCAGCCCGGCUUGGGCCCCAGGGCCAGAGGGGGCCGCCGGGAGCUGCAGCUGGGCUUCAGUGCCCACCCCUACCACCUCCUGCAGGCUGCCAAGCCGGACCUGGUGAUUGGGUUCAACGCCGGCUUUGCCCUGAAGGAGACCUGGCUGAGUGCUUUGCCGCGACUGCAGUCCCUCCGGGUGCCGGCCUACUUCACCGAAUGCAGCGCCUACAGUUGCGCCGUGGAUGAGGCCGCGGUCUCCAUGGCCACGGGGGGCAGUGCAAGCCCCGCCCAGGUCAAUCCCUUCCGUUCGCCCUUCCGACAAGCAGGCAUUGACAAUGCCAUGCCCUGGUACUGCAACGCCUUCAUUUUUCACCUGAUCUACAAGGCCUCGGCUAGCAACCACCGGCAGAGCUCGGUGCCCCCUCCGCAGCCGCUCCUGGCCAGCGGAAACCUGGAGCCGCCUGAGCCGGCCCGCAGCCGGCGCAAGGACAAGCGGCAGAUCCGAGCAGCAGGACGCCGGCGCAAGUGACAGGGGGAGCAGAGGAAAUAAAGCAAUGAUGGACA
This is a messenger RNA of Crotalus tigris (Tiger rattlesnake), 3610 nucleotides long. It is a transcript of the gene ZMYND15, whose product is annotated as zinc finger MYND-type containing 15. The record is from RefSeq and is a predicted model, not a curated record. The coding region runs from base 1593 to 3575 and encodes 660 amino acids. Gene Ontology annotation, biological process: spermatid development; negative regulation of DNA-templated transcription. Lineage: Eukaryota; Metazoa; Chordata; Lepidosauria; Squamata; Viperidae. Gene Ontology annotation, molecular function: histone deacetylase binding. The transcript has 13 exons.